This is a messenger RNA of Zasmidium cellare ATCC 36951, 354 nucleotides long. RefSeq lists its product as uncharacterized. NCBI's taxonomy places the organism in Eukaryota, Fungi, Ascomycota, Dothideomycetes, Mycosphaerellales, Mycosphaerellaceae. Bases 1 to 354 code for a protein of 117 amino acids. The record is from RefSeq and is a predicted model, not a curated record. The transcript has a single exon.
AUGGCCAAUUUCCACGACCUACCUGCCGAGCUUCGCAUCCUCAUCUGGCAGUACAGCCAUCCCGGACCUCGCGACAUUGUGGUCUCAUGGGACGGCAUUGACUUCGCCUCAAACCUUUCGCCACCCACGGUCGCCCACGUAUGCCAUGAAUCGAGAGAAGAAGCCUUGAAGCACUUCAGCUUGAUAUUUGGAAGACCUGAUCGGCCUGGUUACAUCCUCUUCGACAACUCCAUGGAUACUUUGUUCGUGACGGACGAGGUUGACUACCAAUUGACGACUUCCGACCGUUCCUUCAUCAACAACUUGAAGCACUUCCGGUUCACGAACGUCAUGGCUCAGAAGUGUACUUCUUGA